CAACACGAACGCCGACGACGGCCCGCGACUAACAACGUGCGGCCGAGCGCCGGGGCUUCUACGAUGCGUGUCGCUCACUGCAAGCAUGGGCCCUGCAAUUCAACUGUAGCUUUGGUUGUACGCCCGUCUAGCCGCUCCAACCACAGCACCCCCCUCGUGAGACGCCCUUUUUCGUUUGCCGGUGUCUCUGCUCGUCGGCAGGCGGACGACAGCUGGGUUUGCCACCGCCAAUCCUGCGGACGAUCCUAUCCUCGACGCCUGGUGCAGUCCGUGCUUAAACUGCCGCACGAGUGCCCGCAGGGCUUCGGGAGGCACAGUCUCUACCCCCAAGCUUACAGCUGCUGUUAUCUCCUUGAGGCAGUCUACGUAGAGAAAUCGGCGGUCUUGCGGGGUGGACCCGGUCUCCUUUGUGCAUGCCUGGACCUGGAUAAGAAUGGAGGCAGGCGAAGGUGCUCCAACUCCAUUGUUGUCAACCGUGGGUGCUUGUAGACGUCGGUCUUUAUCGGCCAUCGAAUGUUGUUCUGAAGGCCAGUCAGUCCGACACAACAGUCACGCAGUAACCACAACCAGCGUGUUCAUGGUGUUUUCCAGCAGGUUGAACCACCCCAACAAAACAAUCUCGACCUCAUGCUGACGUCAACCAAAACAAUCCAAGAACCUCCGCGCAUGUGUGUACAAGCUGGUGCGUUCCAUCCGAUUCGAACAGAGUAGAAUCAGACACACGACGAGAGGAGGGUAAGGUGCUACCUUCCAUGCUGGCAACAUGAAAGAAGAAGUGUUUCCUCGCCCCCCCUCGUCUC
Molecule: messenger RNA, 800 nt
Organism: Ectocarpus sp. CCAP 1310/34
Lineage: Eukaryota; Phaeophyceae; Ectocarpales; Ectocarpaceae
Source: the annotation of a GenBank genome assembly